Guillardia theta CCMP2712 is the source of this 1488-nucleotide messenger RNA. RefSeq lists its product as hypothetical. The record is from RefSeq and is a predicted model, not a curated record. Bases 1 to 1488 code for a protein of 495 amino acids. NCBI's taxonomy places the organism in Eukaryota, Cryptophyceae, Pyrenomonadales, Geminigeraceae. The transcript has 3 exons.
AUGCAGAGUCUGCCCUUCUCCAUACCAGUUCUCAGCAUCCUCCUCGCAUCGUCGUUGGUUGCCAGCUUAGACGCCGAAGAGGAGCCAUACGUUUACGAGGACUUUGGACGCUGCCACUUGGUAGGAGCUUGUCGAAGGACAAGCAUAGUCAACGGGACCUGGGAGGACAGCGGUAUCGCGUACAAACUAGAAAGGCUAUGUUUAGAGAGGGCGCAGACCUUCUUUCGAUGGUGUGGAAAUGAAGGGUGCGAAGCCGUCGAGGCAGUUUACCUUCCAACAGCAAGACGCCGCAGGUACCCAGAGGGUUGUGAGAUUCAGGGGACGAGAACACUUCAACAAGACCAGCAGCAAGACAUGCGCAAAGAUGAUGAUGAGGUAGACCGCCAUCUUGCCUCUGUUCCUUCCAAGAAUGCAGACAGCAAUCCUUUCAAGGCCUUCGAGGCUCUGCAGGACGAGACAAUGUUGCAGGUUGCUGAGAAGAAGGUACUGCUCGUCCGCAUCAACCCCUUCACUGGGUUUGCCAAUAGGCUCUUCGCAAUAGCCUCAAGCAUGAUUCUUUGUCUUGUUCUGGGGGACAGAGGGCUAUUGGUUGAUUGGCCGGUGGAUACUACUCCAAGGAAACAUCCCAACAGGGAGUUGUCGUUUAUGGGAGCACUUCACGAUCUCCUUGAUGUUCCGCACAUCCUCGAUUUCAACGUUGUUGUCACCAAACACGAUGGAGCGAAGUUUCACCAGGAUGUCAAGUUCUGGCAUUCCUUCCAUGACGACGACGAAAACUUCCUCUCGUUGCUGCGCACUGAGGAGGAUCUUAACCAGCACUUCCGAUCACGAGUGAUCCAAGUUUUCUCAUCCUACGGGUACUUCUACUCUCAUCUCAUCCUUGACAACCCGCAUCUGCGAGCCCCGCUAGAACGGAUGAUGGGGAGAGAGUGCUGCUUCUACCCAGUCCUCCAGUACUUGAUGAAGCCCUCAAAGAUAGUUGCGUUCAGACUGUGGAGAAUGAAUAGGAGGAUGCCAAGCCAUGCAAACUUUACUGGAGUUCACUUGAGAACUUUCUUGAUGAACGAAGAGACUCGUUUGACUGCGCUUCGCUGUGCUCUCAACCUUUCAGAGGGGAAGGAAGACGGCCGCAUCUCUAUCUUCUCAGACGCUGAGAAGGGCAUCCAGGAGGCGAACCGAUUCUUCGAAGGGCUUCACGGGGACAGAAAUGUUUCUGUCCACGUCAGCAGCGCACAUGGAAGAAGUUCCUUUGAUGAGGUGGUUGAGGGUGUAGCUUCGCUCUUUCAUCUAGCUCAGAGCGUUCGAAUGGUUGGAACCACGAACUCAACGUUCUUAAUCUUGGCCGCGAUGUUAUCGUGCAAGGAUCCGACUGGAACUGUUCGCCUUCAUCAUGUUCAGAACGGAAACUGCAUCGCUGUGGAAUGCAAGUUGCCUCCAGCACCUGUCCGAUGUGUCGAGGUCGGUGAACAGCUGUGUACACCGAAAUGA